AUGGCUUCAGAGGACCUUUAUGCAAUCUCCGCUGACUGGCUCAAAAGCAUAGAGGUUGCGUCGUCCACCGGAGAUGCUACGUCAUUUGUGAGCCAUUUCUUUCGGAUGGGUGGUUCAGAGGUCGAUCUUCUGUGUUUUUCUUGGAAUUUUAGGACACUAUCAGGUCCGGAAAAAAUACGCGGAUUCCUCUCAGAGGUGGUUGAUGGAAAGCCGCGACUUGAGCAUUCUGGUCUUCGUAACUUCAAACUAGACGAUCACACUGCCAAUGCGCCUUCACCAUUGCAAAUGCCAGGUCCGCAAGACAUUAAAGGAGUACAAGGUGCUUUCACAUUUAUCAUUACGAAACCAGCUGCACUCGGACGAGGUUUCUUCCGUCUGAUGCAAGAUGCCGAUGGGAAGUGGAAGGCUUUAACUCUUUUCACAAACAUGCAGGACCUUGUCGGGCAUGAGGAGUCUUCUGCAGAUCAACACGGCUUAUACGAGGGUCGAAAAAUGACCUGGGAGGAGGAUGUUGACGCAAGAUUCCGUGCUAUAGAGGCGGACCCCACUGUUUUGAUAGUUGGUGGUGGACAAGCGGGCCUUAUGUCUGCAGCACGGCUGCGUAGGUUGGGCAUCCGUGCGCUCGUGAUCGAGAAAAAUGCGCGUGUCGGAGACUCCUGGCGACAACGGUACCCGAACCUUACGCUGCAUACCCCCACAUAUCACAACUCCAUGCUUUACAGUCCCUAUCCGACAACCUUCCCCGAGUACAUUCCUAAGGGGAAACUUGCUAAUUUCCUAGAUUCAUAUGCUGUGGACCAGGAAUUGUGUAUCUGGCUCUCGAGUAGCAUAGCCUCAACUCCAGUGUACGACUCAUCAUCCGCAAGAUGGACCGUGGAAAUCCAGCACGGAGACCAGAAAGUAUUCCUUAAACCGAAACACCUGGUACUUGCCACAGGAUACGGGAGCCCUCGCAUUCAUACUUGGAACGGAAUGGACGAAUUUCAAGGAGCCUUGUAUCAUUCCGACUUCCAUAAAGACGCAGAGCGAUUCCGAGGCAAACGUGUUGUUGUUGUGGGUGCGGGCAAUGCUGGUGCAGAUAUAUGUGAAGAUUUCGUAGCGCAUGGUGCCACUGAGGUAACAAUGGUCCAAAGAAACGCCACAUGUGUUGUAUCUUCGACUACCGCAGAGAAAAGCUUUAAGUCGCCUUUCCCUGACGGCACCCCUGUCGAGGAACUGGAUUUCCGCAUGAAUUCAAUGCCUAUGGCCUUUAUCCUGCAACUGAAAAUAUCAGGUGGGAUAGAACACACGAAGAUGCUCGACAAGGAACUCCAUGAUGGUUUGCGCAAGGCUGGAUUCAACUUAACUUGGGAACUUUCGCCCGGUAGUGGCGAGGUUGGGGUGGACGGAUUUGUGUUCAGCCGCCGGGCAUCAGGAACCAUGCUUGACGUUGGCUGUGGUAAGCUAAUCAUCGAAGGCAGAGUUAAGAUAAAGCAAGGUCAAGAUAUCAGUCACCUCGACAAAGAUGGGAUCACGUUUAAAGACGGCUCCAAGCUUUCAGCAGAUGCUAUCGUCCUAGCUACAGGAUAUGAACCCAUCAUGAAGACUAUGAGAGCUCUUCUUGGCAAUGAAAUUACCGAUCAACUUCCACCUGAGGUGUGGGGCCUUGACUCAGAGGGAGAAGUUAAUCAGACAUAUCGACCCUCUGGACAUCCGGGACUUUGGUUUGCUAACGGUACAUUUGGAAUCUCGCGUUUCUUCAGUAAACACUUGGGUCUCCAGAUCUUGGCAAGAGAGCUCGGUAUAGCAUGACAAAAGAGGUGUUGCUGUUAUACAUGAUAUAUCUAUAUCGCAGGUCAGAAUCACAGAUACCGACGUUAUGACUACCAUAGAGCGAUGAGAGAAGACCAACCAUGCAGAACAAGAGCUCUCUCUGUGCCAAUCUGUUGCAUGUUUUCAUUCCGGCGAUUGAUGCAAGGACAUUUCGAUAAGGCUUGCACACAGCAU
Messenger RNA from Suillus subalutaceus, 1986 nucleotides. Its product is annotated as FAD/NAD(P)-binding domain-containing protein. Gene Ontology annotation, molecular function: monooxygenase activity; flavin adenine dinucleotide binding. The transcript is spliced from 12 exons. The record is from RefSeq and is a predicted model, not a curated record. Bases 1 to 1791 code for a protein of 596 amino acids. Lineage: Eukaryota; Fungi; Basidiomycota; Agaricomycetes; Boletales; Suillaceae.